AUGGAUAAGCAAUGGACGUGGAAUGAAAUCAAAAAUCACCCAGCUUGGAAGAGAUUGGACACAUUUGAUUGUGGUUUCAGCGCCUCAGAUCGAAUCAUCGGAGGCAUGAACGCCGCUUUAGGACAAUUCCCUUGGAUCGUACGCAUUGGAUACAAAGUUGAUGGUGAGGAUGAUCUUGACUGGAUGUGCGGUGGAGCGUUGGUAACCGACCGUCAUAUUCUGACGGCAGCCCAUUGCAUCCAGACCUCGGGAGAAGGUUUUGAGUUAUCGGCUAUUCGUAUGGGUGAGCACAACACAGAGACAGAUCCAGAUUGUCAACUGCAUCUGUGUGCGCCGCGCUAUCAAGACAGAAAAGUAAAGCUAAAGAAAAUACACCCGAAUUUUAACAAACCAGCUUUUCACAACGACAUUGGUAUCAUUCUCCUUGACAAGCCAGUCCAAAUAAAUGAUUAUGUAUCGCCAAUAUGUUUGCCACGUGGAGAGCAACUAUCUGAUCUAAAAAUUGGAGAGUUGCUUACAGUUGCCGGCUGGGGUAAAAUGAACAUGACUACAGAGGAACGAGCUAAAGUAUUGCAGUUCGUUUCGGUUCCAAUUGUAAAACCAGAAACCUGUGGGGCGUUUAGUAAAGGGUUUAAAUUAUCAAAAUCGGAGAUAUGUGCGGGUGCGCAGCUCAACAAGGACGCGUGUGGAGGUGACUCAGGAGGACCUCUCAUGAAGGUGUUUGAUACUCCAGAGGGACCAAAAAGUCAUUUAAUGGGUGUGGUAUCGUUUGGACCAACGAUUUGUGGCAUCAGGAAACCGGCAGUGUACGCAUCAGUUUCACAUUUUAUAAAAUGGAUUUUAGAUAACAUACUGCAUUGUUCUUGAUGUAUCAAACCAAUCUUGUUUAUCAUAUUUAUCAUUGUUUAUACGUAGGGACUAAUUAUGUACGCUAGUGCAAUUUCAAACUAUUAUUAUAUUUUGUAAGUAAUGUAAUAACUAAGUUAUAUUAAGUAAACCUCCUAUAAAUAAGUUAGAACUAGACGAAAUUUAAAUCGGUCCACAUGGUAUGAACCAGAUUUCAAAUAAAAAAAAGAAUCGUAAAAAUCGGUUCAUCCAGUAAAUAGUAUUGAGGUAACAAUUAUAAAAUAAAUACAGUCAAGUUGAUUUUAGAAACAGUUUCAAUACGGAUGACCUCAUCUUUGGACCAGUGAUUUUCGCGUGAGCGCAGAAUUAAGGUUUCUGGGGUCGAUUCCCGAUGUGGUCUCACAAAAAAUAUGUCUCGGUCAGGAACGACACAGAAUGUCACACCUAUUUGUCUAUCAGUGAUGUAAAUUUAUGUCAUCUGCGCGGUCACUUUUUUAUUAGUCUAGAUUUUUUUUUAAUCAGAUCUAAUGGAUAAUUGAAGUGGAUUCUAAGAAAUUAAUUACAAACUGUAUUAAUUACAUACAUACAUACCAUACAAUAAAAAAAAAUACUUAACCUGCAAUUCCUCCUUUAUUCCUACUAGCAGGGCUACUAUGACGUACUUACUUACGUUACGUACUAGCAGUACUUAUUCCAGUGUGCGAAAAAGACAGAGCUAUAGGCUGUGUAGUGCCAUUGCUUUUACACUAAGGUAUUAAUACUGCUUUGAAACGUCAUGGUAAUUCCCAGUUCUGGCUAAUGUUAAAAAAACCUUAAAAAAAUCAGAUCUAGAUUUAAGUCUAUCGCAACUAGCGACUUUAUUUGAGCGAUUAAUA
This is a messenger RNA of Zerene cesonia (dogface butterfly), 1721 nucleotides long. Its product is annotated as spaetzle-processing enzyme-like. The transcript is spliced from 7 exons. Bases 1 to 867 code for a protein of 288 amino acids. Gene Ontology annotation, molecular function: serine-type endopeptidase activity. The record is from RefSeq and is a predicted model, not a curated record. Lineage: Eukaryota; Metazoa; Arthropoda; Insecta; Lepidoptera; Pieridae. Gene Ontology annotation, biological process: proteolysis.